Messenger RNA from Schistocerca gregaria, 2504 nucleotides. It is a transcript of the gene Traf4, whose product is annotated as TNF receptor-associated factor 4. Gene Ontology annotation, cellular component: plasma membrane signaling receptor complex. NCBI's taxonomy places the organism in Eukaryota, Metazoa, Arthropoda, Insecta, Orthoptera, Acrididae. Gene Ontology annotation, molecular function: zinc ion binding; protein binding. Gene Ontology annotation, biological process: regulation of canonical NF-kappaB signal transduction; regulation of apoptotic process; positive regulation of JNK cascade. The transcript has 8 exons. Bases 75 to 1391 code for a protein of 438 amino acids. The record is from RefSeq and is a predicted model, not a curated record.
CGUUGUCAGACGCGGUUGCGAUAGGGUGGUUAUUGCUGCGCUCGCGAUUUUCCCGGUCGCGGCCCGGCGCCGACAUGGUGCGUAGCCUGGCUCAGUGGACCAAGACGCUCAGCUUCCCCGCGCGGCUGUCUCCCAACAAGCAAGCGACGACGACCACGCAGACACAGACGCCGCCCCCGCUGGACCUGCAAAUCUACCCGGACCCUGACUCCGAGAAGGCCAUCAUGGGCUCGCUGGUGUACUGCAUCCACCACAAGCAAGGCUGCAAGUGGAUGGACGAGCUCCGCAAGCUGAAGGCGCACCUGAACACGUGCCGGCACGACGCGGUGCCCUGCACGAGCCAGUGCGGCGCUCAGAUCCCGCGCGUCCUGAUGGAGGACCACCUGCGCUACACGUGUCCGCAGCGGCGCGUGCACUGCCAGUUCUGCGGCAACGACUUCACCGGCGUCACGCACGAGGUGCAUGCAGGCAGCUGUGGCUACGAACCAGUGUACUGUGAGAACAAGUGUGGUACAAAGGUGCAACGCAGGCAGCUAAGCCAACAUAAGGCGGCAGACUGCACCAAACGGUUGGUGCCUUGCUGCUAUUGCACUAAGGAGUUUGUGGCCGACACACUAGCUGCACAUCAGGCAAAAUGUGGACGUGUUCCAAUUCCCUGCCCCAAUCGGUGCGGGGCGCCGCAUCCUGCCCGCGAGGAUCUGGAGGCCCACUUGAGGGACAAGUGCAGCUCCUUGUCAAUUGCUUGUGCUUUUAAAGAGGCAGGAUGCCGUUUCAAGGGUACCAGAUAUGCACUGGAAAAACAUCUGGAUGAAAGCACAAAGCAGCACCUUGCUCUCAUGUGCAAUAUUGCAACGAAACAGCAACAUCAAAUUGCAAGUCUUAAGAAUGCAGUGUCUAGAUUGUCUCUGAAUUAUUCAGGUACUCUUAUUUGGAAAAUCACAGAUUAUACUUUGAAAAUGGCUGAAGCAAAUACCAAAGAUGGAAUGGAAUUAGUCAGCCCUCCAUUUUAUACUAGUCAGUAUGGAUACAAAUUGCAGGCAUCGCUGUUCCUGAAUGGUAAUGGUGCUGGUCAGGGUUCUCACUUGUCACUGUACAUAAAAAUUUUACCAGGAGAAUAUGAUGCGCUCUUGCGGUGGCCUUUUUCUCAUUCUGUUUCCUUCACGCUCUUUGACCAGGCACCUGUGCCAGAAAUGGCUUGCAACAUUGUGGAAAGCUUCAUUCCAGACCCAACAUGGAAAAAUUUCCAAAGACCAAGUAAGGAGCCAGACUCACUAGGUUUCGGUUUUCCUCGAUUUGUUUCACACGAGAUGCUCAAGAAACGACAUUUUGUCAAGGAUGAUACAAUGUUCAUAAGAGUUAAAGUGGACCCAAGUAAGAUUGUGGCAGUGUAGAAAGACAUCACGCUGUGUCAACAGGCUCAGUGUGCGCUAUUUUCAGGACAACAAUCUGUGAGGACAUUCGUGUCAUGGACAUCUGAAGCGUGUGGUGCAUUGGCACUAUUUGUGAUCAAAAUGUUAGUAAUUACCUAUUGUAGAUAAGUUUAUGCCUGUGUCUUUCUUUGAUAUUUCUCUACAUGUAAAUAUGUACAGCCUCCCUGUUAGUUGUAUAUUUGUGAUAAAUCCUCUGUUCGGAAUAAUGAGUGAUAAAAAUAGUCAUACUGUGUAUAGGUAUCAGUUAUAUGGUAGCCAUUAAGCAGUAAUGAAAAAAACACUGUAGUAGUUUCAAACUAUUUGUUUCACUGUACAUAUGAUCAUAAAGCACAACUCCAGUUUCGUACUAAUUUACAACAACAGUUUGUAGACAAAGGAUGUUUGAUUUGAAUAGUUUCAUAUUUCAUAAAAAAAACUGCCUCUCCAUUAAACAGUUUCUCAGGGAAUGAGUAGUGUGAACAAAUAGUUAUGCAACUGUAAAGUGUUAAAGUCAUAUUUUUAUGCAGAAUCUUUAUGUUAAAAGAUCAGUUAAAUGGUGAGUUGUAAAUAAAUUAGAAUACAAUGAGAGAUAAAAGUUCUCCAAAAAAAGUUUAUUUAAUAACAACAAGUGUGAAAAAUGAAAGCAUAAAAUACUACAUUGUUCUUUAAUAUACAAUGCACAUGUUUUACUUUUUAGUGCUGACUGACAAAGGUAAAAGAAUUGUAAAACUCUAUACUGAAGAAAACCACAGAUAUAUUGUUCUUAACAGCAAGGUAAUUUUGUAAGCUGAAAGUCAAUUUCAUCUAGUGAGUAUUAACCAGAUACUGAUAUAAGGGUUUGUAGCCAAAGAUAAUGCACAUUUUUUAUGGUACAUUGUGCAGUCAUAGAAAUAUGUGGUAGUUAGAAUCUCAGGAGAUGGUGUCAUUCAUCAUUCCUGUCAUCAAAGCUGGAGACAAACCAAAGGACCUGUAGUUGAUUCUGUAUGCAAAUUCAUGCAUGAAUUCAAUAUGUGAGACAGUUAUAAUGUAUCUUUUUUUAUGAUGAUUAAACUUUACUGCAAGUAUCUUUUGCUUAAUAAAGAUGUUGCUCCGAAA